UCAGGCACUGGGACCAUGCACGCAGGCUCUUGUCCCUAAAAAUACCCAGCCUGUGCCUAAAGUGGCGGGAGGGAAGCAAAUGCACUGAUGUGUAUGACCGGCUCGGGAAAUGAUUAAUGGGAGCCAGCGCCGGGUUCUUUAAGCGCUGCAUGCAUUUAAUUCACCGGCUUCUCUGUAAGUGUGUGCUUGUACAAAAAAGAACUUCAGCCAGGAGACUUCUGUGACCGUGAUUUGAAGGCGAGGUGGAAAAUUGCGAUACUGAGGUUAUUUAGUGCAAAGGAUUUUCAAGAGGAUGUCGAGACGCAGUGAUCGUUUACAAGCUAGGCAGGCGAAAGUGGAGGAACAAAAGAAUGGCCCCAUGCAGUCCAAGAGGAGGAAAUCUGAAGAAUGCAAGCAACGUUGCCACGAAGCAGAAGUUAAUAAGCGAAGACAUCAGUUCCAGAUACAGAGUUGUUGGGCUCCCAUUGCACCCGGAGGUGUUAGUCCGUGUGUCCUUAUCCCUACACCCCACAAAGAGAACGAUCUCACUGAAGACUUCUCCAAGUUCACACAAUAUAGGUUUAAAAAUUUAUUCCUAAACAAAUCACCGCUACCACCUCUUGGCUGGGGAAGCUCUGAAGACGUUUGGUCAAACAUGUUGAAGAAGGAAAUAAAAUACACGCACAGUAAAGAUGUUCUCUCCUUGCACCCGUCCUUACAGCCAAAAAUGAGAGCAAUUCUACUCGACUGGCUAAUAGAGGUUUGUGAUGUUUACAUGCUCCAUAGAGAAACCUUUUACCUGGCUCAGGAUUUUUUUGAUCGGUUCAUGUUUACUCAGGAGAAUGUUCAUAAAAGCAAGCUGCAACUUAUCGGCAUCUCCUCGCUGUUCAUCGCGGCAAAGCUGGAGGAAAUCUACCCUCCAAAACUGAAUGAGUUUGCGUAUGUCACAGACGGAGCAUGCACGGAAACAGAGAUACUGGAUAUGGAGUUAAUUAUUUUAAAGGCACUGAAUUGGGAGUUGUGUCCGGUGACUGUUGUUUGCUGGUUAAACCUUUACCUUCAAAUUGUCUUUUUAAAAGAAGUACCGAACAUGUCCUUUCCUCAGUAUUCGCAAGAUGUCUUCAUACAGAUUGCUCGGCUUCUGGAUCUGUGCAUCCUGGAUGUGGAGAGUUUAAGUUUCCCGUACGGAGUGCUGACUGCUGCUGCUUUGUGUUACUACACGCCCAUGGAGGAUACCUUCACAGCUUCAGGCCUGAAAUGGGAGAACAUUUCUGCGUGUUUUAACUGGAUGAUCCCUUUUGCAAAGACAGUGAAUGAAGAAAACGCAGUGAAGUUGAGAGACUUUGAACACGUGGCAAACGAGGACCGACACAACAUCCAGACACACACCAAGUACCUGGAUAUGCUAGAUGAGGUGCAUGUGAGGAAAAUGGAGUCCAUAGCAAGGCUGUCACCUGUGUCCAUCGGAGGGAUAUUGACUCCACCUAAAAGUACUGAAAAACCGUCCAGUUUAUUGUACUGAAGUUGAAUUUGCUGUAGAGGAAUGAAUGGAAAAACCGGACAACUGUGGAAUUAACAGCUGGGGUUGUACGAUGCCUUGAGAUGCAGCUGGAAACUCUUACUGGAGUUAAUUUUAGGAAAAAACAUCUAAUGGUUUUGGAUUUGUUUUAAAGAACGGGCAAGCUGGGAGCUGGCUCCACAAUGUUUUACUUCCACCGAGAAGACCCCUGUGGUGGGUCUGUUCUGGGGAAGGAAAAAGUGUACUUUUAAACAAAACCCAGAGAUGACUACUGCACAUUUUUUUUUAAAAAAGGCAGCUCAUGCUAUCCAUUUCAAUAAUGGUUUUAUUCAGAAAGAUGUGCGAGCAUUGUGAUUAAUUUUCUUGUGGAGUGGGAAGACUAGUAAAAGCUGUGAUUUUGUCACAGGACAGAGCCAUUGCUUGAUUUGCAGUAAAAUGUAACUGCUGUGAAAUAGUGCACUGUGGAGCUGAGAACUUUAUCGAGGGAUCACAUUACUCUUGUACGUUUACAACAGGGAGGUGGGUGAAUUGCAGUGGAGAUUUAAGUUUGUGAAGAUUUGAGUCGAUUUACAAUAAGCAGACCGAUGUUAAGUAUUAUGUCUUGAUAAUGUAACUCACUGAAGGUUUGCACUGUCUUUUAAGAAUUGUAUGGUAGCCAAGUAAAAUGCAGGGGGUAUGGAGUUGGGACCUGUGUUGGGUGUUAGAGCCUGGACUGUAACUGAGCAGCUGAUCAAAUAAGCAUUCUCUCAUUAAUGGGCUUCAUCUGCACCGUCUGAGCUAAAGGAGCAAAGGGAGUGAUGUUUAUUGCACUGUAAAAGAGACCACGUACGUAAACCUCAAAGCAGUUCACCACUAAUUCCUCACCCAGCUAAACUAAAUCUCACUGCCAAAGAACAUGAAUUUUAUUGUAUUACUGUAAAUAGUUUUGUAAAAAUGUACAGUAAAUUACCUGUUAAAGACAGCUAUCCAACUAUACAAUUUCCAGUGAUCUAUGAAUGAGCAUUGAAUGGGUAAGCUAUGAACUAGCGGAAUAUUUUAUGGACAGGUGUAAGACUCAUACUAUGAAAUUAGGUGCUGUGAAAUUAAAUUUGAAACAUG
Messenger RNA from Mobula hypostoma (lesser devil ray), 2596 nucleotides. It is a transcript of the gene ccne2, whose product is annotated as cyclin E2. Gene Ontology annotation, molecular function: cyclin-dependent protein serine/threonine kinase regulator activity. The coding region runs from base 293 to 1501 and encodes 402 amino acids. NCBI's taxonomy places the organism in Eukaryota, Metazoa, Chordata, Chondrichthyes, Myliobatiformes, Myliobatidae. The record is from RefSeq and is a predicted model, not a curated record. The transcript has 12 exons. Gene Ontology annotation, biological process: regulation of cyclin-dependent protein serine/threonine kinase activity; G1/S transition of mitotic cell cycle. Gene Ontology annotation, cellular component: cyclin E2-CDK2 complex; cyclin E1-CDK2 complex; nucleus.